This is a messenger RNA of Solanum dulcamara, 680 nucleotides long. RefSeq lists its product as uncharacterized. Bases 205 to 546 code for a protein of 113 amino acids. Lineage: Eukaryota; Viridiplantae; Streptophyta; Magnoliopsida; Solanales; Solanaceae. The transcript is spliced from 2 exons. The record is from RefSeq and is a predicted model, not a curated record.
ACAGGGCGCGCAUGUUUCGACGAUACACCAAUAAAUUAGGCAAUCCUUCCAAUUUUUCUAUAAAAACCUCUUCAUUUCUUUAACUUCAAACAUAAAAAAAAAUUUAAAAAAACGACAAGCCUCACUUUGAUUCCUAUUAAUAUUUUUCUCAAUCGCAUUUUCUUGUCCAUCUCCUCUUAGCUCGCAAAAGCUCAGACAGUAGUCAUGGGAGCCUGUGCGAGCAGACCUAAGGAUUUGGAUAAAGAGUUGGCCCCUGCCCCUGUCGAGGAGCCUGUCACUCCUAAAAAGACCGAGCAGGAGACCCCUGCUCCUGAGGAGAAGAAGGAUGGGGAGGAGACUAAAACGGAAGAGCCUUUGGUAGAUGUGUCAGAACCAGCACCAGAGGCUCCCAAGAUUGAGGAAGUAACCGCCACCGCCGCGGCCACCGAGGAGGUGAAGCCGGCAAAGGAGGAGGAGACGACUGAGGAAGCCCAAGUUGAGGCUGUCAAGGAACAGCCAGCAGAGGAGGAGGAGGUUGAAGAGACCCCCAAAGCUGUUGCCCAAUAAACAAUAAAAAAAAAAAAAAAAAAAAACAAUCCUUAACACUCCUCUGUUAAUUUUCUUUUGCAUCUAAUUUUUGUUAUGUCACAUAUUCAAAUGUUUUGCUAGUUUUUUAAUUUAUUGUGGCUCAUGUAGUAAAA